This is a messenger RNA of Solanum verrucosum, 1317 nucleotides long. RefSeq lists its product as uncharacterized. Gene Ontology annotation, molecular function: nucleic acid binding. NCBI's taxonomy places the organism in Eukaryota, Viridiplantae, Streptophyta, Magnoliopsida, Solanales, Solanaceae. The transcript has a single exon. Bases 1 to 1317 code for a protein of 438 amino acids. The record is from RefSeq and is a predicted model, not a curated record.
AUGAGUAUAGUUGUAUUUCCGGAAGAUCCAACCACUAAAAACAAGCGAUUAAAAUUUGAAGAACGUCAAGCCAUUGCAGAUUGGCUUUUGAAAGAAAGCAAGGAAGGAAAACUCAAAUAUGGAUCUUUAAAACAAGCUGAUAUUUUGUUCAACAAAUCAAGAAGAACUAUUUUACGCAUUUGGAAGCAAUGUAAAUCAUCUGUUGAUAAUGGUACACCGUUGGAUGUGUCUUCGAAACUUGUAGGCAGAGUUGGAAGGAAACGGGUGGAAGUUGACAUUAAUCAAGUUAAAGAAACUCCACUUUGUCGUCGAACAAAUAUUCGAUCUCUGACUUUUGCGAUGAAAUCAACUGUCUUUCGGCGGAUAAAAGAUGGCACUAUUCGGACACAUACCAAUUCCAUUAGGCCUCAACUAACCGAACAAAAUAAGAAGGUACGACUUGAAUUUUGCUUUUCAAUGCUUGAUCAGAGUACAAUUCAGACAAAUCCAAAAUUUGUGAAUAUGUUUAAUUAUGUUCACAUUGACGAGAAAUGGUUUUUUUUAUCUAAAAAGAGUGAAAGGUACUACCUACUUCCUGAAGAACAUGAGCCUGAUCCAUAUCGCUCUUGUAAAAGUAAAAACUUUAUUCCAAAAGUUAUGUUUAUGGCUGUUGUUGCUCGUCCUCGAUUUGAUGAAAAUGGAAUUGAGCUAUUUUCUGGAAAAAUAGGUAUUUUUCCAUUUGUAGUUAAGGAACCAGCUAAGCAGAAUAGCAAAAAUCGAACAGCAGGAACUCUCGAAACAAAAGCCAUUCUAUCAGUAACUAAAGAUAUUACUAGGGCUUGUUUGAUUGAGAAAGUUCUUCCUGCCAUUAGAUCAAAAUGGCCAGCUUCGGAUUCAAACAUUCCUAUCUUUAUACAACAAGAUAAUGCAAGACCACAUAUUGGUGUCAAUGAUUUGGAAUUUGUUGAAGCUGUCCAAAAAGAUGGAUUCGACAUUAGACUAUGGUUUCAACCACCUAACAACCCUGAUUUAAAUGUGUUGGACCUUGGAUUUUUUAGAGCAAUCCAAUCUCUUCAAUAUCAAAAGGUUCCUUCAAAUGUUGAUGAAUUAGUGGAAGCGGUGGAAAGAUCUUUUGAUGAAAUGAAGGUUGAACAACUCAAUCAUGUAUUUCUUACUUUACAAUCUUGUAUGAUUGAGGUGAUGAAAGGUAAUGGAGACAACAACUACAAAGUUCCUCAUUUGAACAAAAACAGAUUAGAAAGAGAAGACAAUCUUCCUCUUCAACUUUGUUGUGAUAUUGGUAUUGUCAAUCAUGUUUCAACUCUACUUCAACAAUGA